CUCGAAGUUAAUAGUAGUUCAUCUUAUUUUUUCAAAAACAAAUUGCAUUUGCUGUUGUAGUAUGAUGUUGGCUUUGAUAGCAUGGUAGCUGAGGAUUAGGGUUUGAAUAUAAAUAAGAUGAAUAUUUCACAACUUUUAAUUUGUCAUUUUUUUAAUAAAAUAUAAUAAGGAUAACAAUAUCGUCCACAAGCUUCGGCUUCGUCUCUUUCCACUUCCCUCAAUCCUCGAACCCUUUCACCGUUGAGAAAGGGCGAAAGUCACAGAUAACCACAAUCCAUGGCCGCAUCAUCUUCCUUCUGCUUCCUGAGGCUGUCUCCUUUCUCUCCGCCUCCCUUCCGCUUCGCCAAUGGCUUCCGCCUCUCACAGUCUACUCCCGCCAUCUCCCUUCAGCGCAGGCUCAGCUCCUUCGCCGCCGUUUCCGGUUCCCCUCUUCUACUCCAAGCAGGGCCCUUUCCGGCGACUUACGCUUCCUCAUCCGGUAGGCCUGCAGCAUUCGCCGUUUUCGCCGCCAAGGGCUAUAAGAUGAAGACCCACAAGGCUUCGGCGAAGAGAUUUCGGGUGACUGGAAGAGGGAAGAUUGUGAGGAGAAGGGCCGGGAAGCAGCACUUGCUGCGGAAGAAGAACACCAAGAGGAAGCUUCGACUUUCCAAAAUGCAUCCAGUUAACAGAAGCGACUACGACAAUGUGAUCGGUGCGCUGCCAUACCUCAAAGUGAACCGAAAGGCAACUUGAGUUUGUUCUUCUCCUGUACCUUUUGCUCUAUUUUGUCGAUCAUCCAUGCUUUAUGCUCAUGCACAAUGUAACUUGAGCUGCUCAUUGAUCAUUUCAAAAGUUUAAUCAUGUUAAAACUGUAUUGUAGAGUAAUUUAUAAUCAAUCUCAUGCAAUUUCUCAUGUUAUCAAA
Molecule: messenger RNA, 902 nt
Organism: Zingiber officinale
Lineage: Eukaryota; Viridiplantae; Streptophyta; Magnoliopsida; Zingiberales; Zingiberaceae
Product: 50S ribosomal protein L35, chloroplastic-like
Exons: 3
Coding region: 277-732 (151 amino acids)
Biological process (GO): translation
Cellular component (GO): large ribosomal subunit; ribosome
Molecular function (GO): structural constituent of ribosome
Source: RefSeq, a predicted model, not a curated record